Morus notabilis is the source of this 1451-nucleotide messenger RNA. Its product is annotated as probable E3 ubiquitin-protein ligase LOG2. NCBI's taxonomy places the organism in Eukaryota, Viridiplantae, Streptophyta, Magnoliopsida, Rosales, Moraceae. Gene Ontology annotation, molecular function: ubiquitin protein ligase activity. The record is from RefSeq and is a predicted model, not a curated record. Gene Ontology annotation, biological process: protein ubiquitination. The annotation marks the transcript as partial. The transcript is spliced from 3 exons.
CCCCCACCCCCGGCGGCGCCGCCGACUACUGCGGCUCAGCCAGAAAUAUCGGCGAACCGUUACGUGGUGACGGCGGCGGGGCCGUAUUCGAAUCAGAAUCCUGGUCAGCAGUACUACCAGUAUCCGGGUUACUACCCCCCUCCGCCGCCGGCGAUGCCAUUGCCUUUACCGGCACCGUUCGACCACCACCACCGUGGGGCGGCCCAGGCCCAGGCCCACCAGCAGCAGCAGGUGGUGACGGACAUGGGCCAGGCCCAAGGGAAUUGGGUCGGCGGGAGGUACCCUUGUGGGCCGGCGGCGGCGGCGACGCCGUAUGUGGAGCAUCAGAAGGCGGUGACGAUAAGGAAUGAUGUUAAUCUGAAGAAGGAGAGUCUGAGGAUUGAGCCUGAUGAGGAUAAUCCUGGGAAGUUUCUUGUUGCUUUUACUUUUGAUGCCACUGUUUCUGGGAGCAUGACUAUCAUUUUCUUUGCAAAAGAAGGGGAAGACUGUAACCUGACGCCAAUGAAGGAAAAUCAUAUUGCACCCAUGACGGUUCAUUUCCCGCAAGGUUUGGGACAGAAAUUCAGACAGCCGUCUGGAACCGGGGUCGAAUUAUUGACGUUUGAGGAGACAGAAUUGGUGAAAGUGGGGAAUAUGGACAUCUACCCUCUAGCAGUGAAGGCAGAGGCAAUCCCAGGUGCCCCAAAUGGAUCGGAUGGAAGCCCUGAAUCCGGAGCGAUGAACUCUCAGAUAACUCUGGCGGUUUUCGAGAAGGAGAAGGGAGAAUUUCGGACGAGGGUUGCGAAGCAGAUCUUGUGGGUAAAUGGAAUGAGAUAUGAGCUGCAAGAGAUAUACGGAAUUGGGAAUUCAGUUGAGGGUGAUUUGGAUGGUAAUGACCCUGGAAAAGAAUGUGUCAUUUGUCUGUCCGAACCUCGGGACACAACUGUUCUUCCAUGCCGACACAUGUGCAUGUGCAGCGGGUGCGCCAAGGUUUUGCGAUUUCAGACGAACCGGUGUCCAAUAUGCCGGCAGCCAGUCGAGCGGCUUUUGGAGAUAACGGUCAACAAUGGAUCCGAGGAAUGAAGAAAGACAAGAGUACCGGCAAACAAGCGAGCCCUGUGUAUAUCCCUGUCGUUGUCUUUUAGUUUUCAUCACUUCUCUUACUGCCGUUUUUGCAACUUGUUUUUACACUUGAUGUUUCUUUUCUUUUAAUAAUUUAAAAGGAAUUUAUACACCAUUGGCAUGGAUAACACGCUCUGCUUUUGCACCACAAAAUGUACAAGCAAAUGCAUUCUUCUGUGCUUGCUUGGAAGGGGUCCUAGUUUUACAUUCUUUAUGCUUGGUUCUGUAGAAGCUUUUUGUUAAAAUUUAUAAUAUUUCCAUUAAUAGCUUUAGAUUUAACAACUAUUACUGUAAUUGAUCACUUAAAGCCAAUUAGAAUGAGCAGAGAGAAUGCAGACAAGGCACAAAAU